GGUUACAUUCUGAGGCGCAUGCGUGCUGCGCCAGCCGGAGGAUACCUGGAAGAUUUCAGCUGGUCUCGGGGAAAGUUUUGCUAUGGCUGCUGCAAACGCGCUCUUAGGCGUAGCUCUGCGAGAAGCCACCCAGCGAAAAUUGCAGAGGUUUUCAGAACUGAGAGGCAAACCUGUGGCAGCUGGAGAAUUCUGGGACAUUGUUGCAAUAACAGCAGCUGAUGAAAAACAGGAACUUGCUUAUAAGCAACAGCUCUCAGAAAAGCUGAAAAAAAAGGAGUUACCCCUUGGAGUCCAAUAUCAUGUUUUUGUUGACCCUGCUGGAGCCAAAAUAGGAAAUGGAGGAUCCACACUUUGUGCCCUUCGAUGUUUGGAAAAGUUAUAUGGAGAUAAAUGGAAUUCUUUUACCAUCCUAUUAAUUCAUUCUGGUGGUUACAGCCAACGCCUUCCAAAUGCAAGUGCUCUGGGCAAAAUUUUCACUGCGUUACCUUUCGGUAACCCCAUUUAUCAGAUGUUGGAAUUAAAACUAGCCAUGUACAUUGAUUUCCCCUCACAUAUGAAACCUGGGAUUCUGGUUACUUGUGCAGAUGAUAUUGAACUUUAUAGUGUUGGAGAAUGUGAGUUUAUUAGAUUUGACAAACCUGGCUUUACGGCUUUAGCUCAUCCUUCUAGUUUGACUGUUGGUACCACACAUGGAGUAUUUGUCUUAGAACCUUUUAAUUAUUUAGCAUAUAAAGACCUUGAAUACAGGUGUUGCCAUCGUUUCCUUCAUAAGCCCAGCAUAGAACAGAUGCAUCACUUUAAUGCUGUGUGUAGAGCUGGAAAUUUUUCUCACCAGGACAUGGCUGGGGGUGACACUACCCCUCUUAAAUUAGAGUCUGAGUAUGUCUACACGGACAGCCUAUUUUACAUGGAUCGUAAAACAGCAAAAAAAUUACUUGCUUUUUAUGAAAAAAUAGGCACAUUGAACUGUGAAAUUGAUGCCUAUGGAGACUUUCUGCAGGCUUUGGGACCUGGAGCAACUGUGGAGUACACCAGAAACACAUCAAAUGUCACUAAAGAAGAGGCAGAGUUGACAGACAUCAGGCAGAGAAUAUUUCAUCUUCUGAAAGGAACCUCAUUAAAUGUUGUGGUUCUUAAUAAAUCCAAAUUCUAUCACAUUGGAACAACUGAAGAAUACUUGUUUCAUUUUACUUCAGAAAGCAGUUUGAAGUCAGAACUUGGCUUGCAGUCCAUAGCUUUUAGCAUCUUUUCUACAACACCAAAAUGCUCUGGUAACACAUCCUGUAUCAUUCAAAGUAUACUGGAUUCAGGAUGUUCUGUGGCAACUGGCUCAGUUGUGGAGUAUUCUAGAUUGGGGCCUAAUGUUUCAGUUGGGGAAAACUGCAUUGUUAGUGGUUGUUCUGUCAUAACAGAAGCUGUCCUGCCUGCAGAUUCUUUUGUGUGUUCCUUAAGCUUGAAGAUGAAUGGAUACUUGAAGUAUUCAACUAUGGCUUUUGGAGUGCAAGACAACUUAAAAAGGAAUGUUAAAACAUUGUCAGAUAUAAAGUUACUUCAAUUCUUUGGAGUCUGUUUCCUGUCAUGCCUAAAUAUUUGGAAUCUGAAAGUUACAGAGGAACUGUUCUCUGGAAACAAGACAUGUUUAAGUUUGUGGAAUGCUCGUAUUUUCCCAGCUUGUUCCUCUUUGAGUGAUUCAGUUACAACAUCCCUAAAAAUGUUAAAUGCUGUACGGAACAAAUCACCAUUCAGCUUGAAUAAGUAUAAACUGUUGUCCAUUGAAGAAAUGCUUAUCUACAAAGACGUAGAAGACAUGAUAACUUAUAGGGAGCAAAUUUUUCUAGAAAUUACUUUAAAUAGAAAACAGUUCGAUUUAGAGGCAUCUUAAAUAUUAUAUAUACCUUACCUUUCUUGAUAGAGCAAGAUUGCAAAUAGAAGAGUUUUCUGUAGGCUUUUGUUUGUUUUACUGAAGUGAAUUAAUGAAAAUUACAUUAACGUAAUCGCUAUAGCAUAAUAUUAAUAACAAAAUCAAACAUUUUUGAUGAAAGAAUAUUUCAAGGCUGUAAGUUCAGAAAAGGGUUUUUUUGAUAUUACUAUUUUAAUUUUCUUUUAAUAAAAACGGGUUUGUGGAGCAUUGUUGUGUUCAUAUAGCACACAAGAAGUUUUAAAUGAUUUUCUAAACAUACCUUUCUCCAUCUUCUUUUUGGGCUUUGGUUUCAGUACAGGUCUACGUGUUAAUUGGCAUAGUAUUAGUAUAGUAGUAUACUAUGGUAUAUACUAGUAGUACAGUAGUAGAACAUAGUAGUCCUGAUGAACUGAUAAAAAUGGUAUACAUACAGUCUUCAAAGAACACUGUAGGAAUUGAAAUACUUUUUUGGAAACAAAUGCAUAGCUUACAAAUUCAGAUGAAAACAAUGCUUCCAAUAUUGUGAUUAUUUAAUUAAUAAGUAAUUAGAUAGAGAUAGCUCUGGAAUUGAUGAUAAAAAUCUAUCUCAUUUAUUGCUCUUGCCAAAGUGAAACUAAAAGUGUUUAUGUGGUAUUUUACCUUAUAAACUUGGACAUAUGUUUCUAUAUCUUAAAAUUUUCCUAAAUUUCCAUCCAUACAAAAGCAUACACAUACACAAAACUCAAAUAUCUGUAUGUGGAAAACGGUAGGAAUAACUGGGAUUCAUUGAUAAUCAUAAAAGUUUAUUUGGGGCAUUAUUUGCAAUCUCUUUUUAACCCCUUUAAUAGAACUAUUAAGUUACCAGAUGGGCUGAUUUUGCUUUCUUUUUCUUACUUUUUGCCCUUGUACUGGUGAUGAUACUGAGAAGCAAUAAUUGACCGAAAGGUAAGCAGCAGGAAGGAGGCAGAAAAAUUAAAAAAUGAGAAAACUUACUGAUGAUACACAGCUUCAAGAAAAUAAAAAUAGACUGGAAUCUCAACUUAUGUGCUGCUAUUUUGCUAUAAGCAUGCACGUGAAAUGUCUUUAUGUCAAAGUCUGAUAAAAAUUAGAGAAAUGAUUUGUCAAUUUUGUGUUUUAACAUGAAUAAACUGAAAUCUGAACUAGUCUGUGCUUCUUUUGUUUAUAUAUUAAUAUGUCAAUAUGAAAAUAACUGGUAAACCACAAGUGGCUUGCCUGCCACCCUUAUUAGGCUAUUUAUGUGUUUCAUUUUGGUUUGGGGUUUUGUUUUAUUUUCUUUUAAGGUUCUUCCCAAGGAGGAAAUACAGAUACAUGAUAGCUACUCUUUAGCAUUUACUGAUUUACUUGCAGAGUUUUCAGAGGAUGUUGUAUGUCUGUUAUUGAUUAAAUGUUUAAUACUGUAUUUCACCUAAUGUAAAGUGCCAUCAGUUAUUAAAAAUUACUGUUAUUUUAUGUUCCACUAAAGAGAAAACACUACCAGGAAAAAUGUGAAUCAAUGCUUCCUUUUUUCCUUGGAGUUUUUAUAUUUAUUUAUUGAAAAUCCUUUUUAAAUGCACUUAAAUACAGAUUUUUAUUAUUUAAUCCUCUCACACAUAUAAAAGGAACAAAAAGUGACAUAUUGACAUAUAGUUAAGACUUUUCUAAAACUUUACAUUCAGUUUCAAACUCUUCGGAAACACUUUUCAACCCAAAAGUUAUUAAUAUCCAUGUGCUUCUACCCAGUACCAUGUUCUGUGCUAUCAAAGGUAUUGGUAAAGCCGUAAGCACAAUGCUAUCUGGAUUGCCUCAAAACCGUCAACACCAGAUACCUGUCCUGUAAGUUUUGAUGCUGAUUCUUUACUAUUUGGCAAAAUUUCAAAGUUGUAUUUGUGCUGUAGUGUAAUCAUUUGUCUCUCUAGAAGGUAGGUGGCUUCUAUUCAAAGUCAGUGGGAGGUUUCUGACAAAUUGGUGGUCACUAUUUUAAUCAUAAUUCUGCAUAGUGUAUGGAUUCUAGUUGCUUUGAAAUGUUAUCUGUUGGAAAGAAUUUGAUAUUGUCUCUUGCCUUGAGAUGCAUUGUUUGGGGUAUAGUAUCACACAUGUUUCCUGAACAGGUACCCUGACUCAACCAAAGUGAUAGUCCCAUGCAUAUAUAAGUAAAAAAUUGAACAUUUCCUCUUGAUAUCAUUUUUAUUUCAUAAGUAACAGGAUUUAAAUUUCAUAUAUUUCCAAGAUUUGUGAAGGAUGGUUGUUAUUUGUAACUAAAUAGAAUCCAUAAACUUGUUGAUUACUUAAUAUGAACAAUGACCAAGGAAGGCAUGGGGAAAAGAAAUCCAACAUUUGGUAUUAAUCUUCUACCUCAGCCAUUUAUUCUAGAAACUAAGCAAAACAAUACUAAAGUGUGCAUCAGUAUGUGCUGAGUUGAAGUAAAG
Messenger RNA from Panthera uncia (snow leopard), 4305 nucleotides. RefSeq names its product fucose-1-phosphate guanylyltransferase (gene FPGT). The record is from RefSeq and is a predicted model, not a curated record. The coding region runs from base 83 to 1882 and encodes 599 amino acids. Lineage: Eukaryota; Metazoa; Chordata; Mammalia; Carnivora; Felidae. Gene Ontology annotation, molecular function: transferase activity, transferring phosphorus-containing groups. The transcript is spliced from 4 exons.